Peromyscus leucopus (white-footed mouse) is the source of this 539-nucleotide messenger RNA. It is a transcript of the gene Sec61g, whose product is annotated as SEC61 translocon subunit gamma. Gene Ontology annotation, cellular component: membrane; Ssh1 translocon complex. NCBI's taxonomy places the organism in Eukaryota, Metazoa, Chordata, Mammalia, Rodentia, Cricetidae. The coding region runs from base 147 to 353 and encodes 68 amino acids. Gene Ontology annotation, molecular function: transmembrane protein transporter activity. The record is from RefSeq and is a predicted model, not a curated record. Gene Ontology annotation, biological process: post-translational protein targeting to membrane, translocation; protein targeting. The transcript is spliced from 4 exons.
CAGUGGUUCACAGAGUUGUCUUAUAAUUGAAUAACAUUCUUGUUAAUUAAUAGAGUUUCAAAAGAACCUCAAAAUGUUCAAACCUAAACAUUUAGCUAGAGGCUUUUCAGAAUCUGGAUCUUGCCAGUGUUUGUUGUUUGUCAGCCAUGGAUCAGGUAAUGCAGUUUGUUGAGCCAAGCCGGCAGUUUGUGAAGGACUCAAUUCGGCUGGUUAAGAGAUGCACCAAACCCGAUAGAAAAGAAUUCCAGAAGAUUGCCAUGGCCACAGCCAUAGGAUUUGCUAUCAUGGGAUUCAUUGGCUUCUUUGUGAAACUGAUCCACAUCCCUAUUAAUAACAUUAUUGUGGGUGGCUGAGUGCUUUCUCUUCGUGAGAACUAGUGAACAAAUGAGAGUGUGAGAUCAUGAAGUUAAAAAGUUGCCUGUAUACUUUGUGUUUUUCUUUCCUCCUCCCCAAGAGGUUUUCUAUUUCUAAAUUAAAAUAAUUGCAAAAUAAACAUUUUUUUCCAUAACAGACAUUGAUUAAAUUUUAAUGACAGAUUA